This is a messenger RNA of Portunus trituberculatus (swimming crab), 2282 nucleotides long. RefSeq names its product protein adenylyltransferase Fic-like (gene Fic). Gene Ontology annotation, molecular function: protein binding. The record is from RefSeq and is a predicted model, not a curated record. Lineage: Eukaryota; Metazoa; Arthropoda; Malacostraca; Decapoda; Portunidae.
UGGAGAAAACGCAAUCAUCCAGCGGGGCAGUGUUGCGUCAGUGCCAUGGCCGAGCAGCGCAGCAGUGGCGGCUGUUGCUCCUAUCUUACCAUCACCAAUGCCCUGCUGCGCGGCCCACACCUCACAGGACGCGGCGAAAUGCGACCCUUGACCUUGGCCUUAGUGUUCCUGUGCGGCGUGGUGUGUGCGGGGAUGGUGGGCGUGCUACGAGCGUGGUGGGCGGGGAUGGGAGUACCUGAUGGCGAGGUUCUGAAGGCUACUCUGGGGGUGCUGCCUCCUGGUGCUGAUCUGACCCUGAUGGACGAGGGCUACGUGGCCAUGGCACUGCUGGGUGACCACGAGGACCACCAGCUCACCACCAAGCAGACCACGGAGCUGGAGGGCCACCAUGCACAGAUUGAGGCCCUGAACACCCUGAAGAGAGCCAAGGAGCUGGUGUACAAUGGGAAGAGUGCCAGGGCAGGGCGGUUACUGGAGCACGUCUCCCUGGCCCCGAGACACCCUGACGUGCUGGUCCAUUACGGUGAAUACCUAGAACACCACAGGAAUGACGUCGUGAAGGCUGAUAAAUUGUACCUCCGAGCCCUGGCUGUAUCCCCGGCUAACUCACGUGCUUUGAGAAACAGACGCCGAACACAACCCUUAGUGGAUGAAAUGGACGUAACAUUGCUGGAAAGGAUCGACAGCAAGAGGGACGACCUUGCACGCAUCCCCAGCUCCUCAGCAGCCCUGCGCAGGAUCAAGAAGGAGGCGUAUUACCAGCACAUCUACCACACAGCUGGCAUCGAGGGAAAUACCAUGACUCUUGCUCAAACGCGCAUGAUUCUGGAGACGAGGCUAAGUGUUGGAGGCAAGAGUGUGAUGGAGCAUAAUGAGAUCCUGGGCCUGGACAUGGCUCUGAAGUUCAUCAACACCACUCUGCUGCACCGUGUGGGGCUCAUCACCCUGCACGACAUCCUAGAGGUUCACCGUCGCGUCCUGGGCCAUGUGGACCCCCUGGAGGCCGGCCAGCUGCGGACCACUCAGGUCUACGUGAGCGACCACAUCCCGCCACCCCCAACGCGCCUGCAGGUACUGAUGGAGGACUUCAUAGCCUGGCUCAACUCCCCGGAGGCACAAGCACUUCACCCAGUCCGCUAUGCUGCCUUGGCCCACUACAAGCUGGUUUUUAUUCACCCCUUCUCGGACGGCAACGGCAGAACGGCCAGGCUUAUCAUGAAUUUCCUAUUGAUGCAGGCCGGCUACCCACCAGUCAUAAUACGGAAGCAGGACCGAAUGCUUUACUAUGACUGUCUCCAGCUGGCCAACGAAGGUGACACAAGGCCGUUUGUUCGUUUCGUCGCCCACUGCACUGAGAAAACCCUUGACGUAUACCUGUGGGCCACAAAGGAAGCACUGCCAGAGAUUGAAGCCCAGAGGAAGCUGCAGAAGGAAGCCAAAAGAGCAGAGGAGGAGGAGGAGAAGGAGAAGGUUAAUGUGAAGACAAGCUCGGAUUUUAACAGCAAGGAUAAGCCAAAGUUUUUGUUUACACCAGUGGAUGAUAUUGCACCCUGGGAGGAACAUGGAGGUGGAGAGGGAGGAGGAGGUGGAGCAGGAGGUAGUGGAGAAAAUAGAGGAAGACUUCUCUCCCCUUCCUCCACUGAAGACCACAUUCUGCGAGAGGGAGAGAGUGAAGAGGAGGAGGAAGAAGAGGUAAAUGUGAUGGAGGUAGAUGGUAGAGAACAUUUGUGGUUUGUGGGAGAGGAGGAGAAAAUAAGAGUUCGGGCACAAGAGAGUAGAUUAAGUAGUUUUGAUAGUAGUAGUAGUAGUAGCAGUAGUAGUAGUAGUAGUGGUGGUGUUGGUGGUGGUGGUAGUAGUAGUAAGGAGCAUGAGGAGGUGAUCAGGUACCUUAUAUCAGAGGAGAGGCUGGCGGCGUUUGUGGAGGAGAGAGAGGAGGGGGGUCCAGGCAGGGGGCUCUAGGGGUGUGGCCAGCCUAAGUUAACGAAGUGUGUGUGAUGGGGUGGGUGGGGGGUGGGGUGGCUAUAUAUGUGUGUGGGUGUGUGUGUGUGGUAACUGUGAGAAUAAUGUUCUGGGAGCUGUAUUGGAAACUUAACCUAACUAACAUUACCUUGCCUUAACAAACUUAAUCUAACCUAACCUAACCUAACCUUACCUAACCUUACCUUACCUUACCUUACCUUACCUUACCUAACCUCACAAGACAAUAGACCCCAAAAACAAAAUAUAUAAGCACAAAUAAGAGAAAAUGUUAAUUCUAUCUAUAACUUAAAAAUGAAUCGGAU